UUGGUUAUCAGAAGAAAAUGGAAAGCAGAAUGCCAUUUUCAGAAACCGAUUCAUUCAAAAAAACAGAAGCAAUGUAAUAUUGAAAGUUUCAGGAAUGGUAACUCUGAUAUAAUAAUAUUUCGCGAUAAAUCACCAAAAUUUAUGUUGUUUGGGACAAAUGUCCAUGUGACGUUGGGUGCAACUAUUGCAGCAACCAUUGGUUUAAUGGUAACAAUUGCAUUCUGUAUUAUCUAUACUUUUUAUCAUCAUCGCGGGCAGGGAAGAAAUUAUUUCAUCGAUCAUCUCGAACUCGUGGAUCUAGUGUUUGCGUUGUUUUUCGGCCUGCCUUGUCACUACCUGCUAUUUUACGGAAUUCACCGCGAGAACAAGAGAUAUCUGACACCAUUUCUCAUCUUCUACUGCACAAACUUCGUCCUCAACGUUAUCUUCUCGGCAAUUACAGUUGUAGCUGCUAUUGUUGAUGUACGGCGAUUACUUUACGGGCAGGUCAAGUACGACUUCGGUUGGAUUGCUUUCCAGGUGUGGAGCGCGUAAUU
This is a messenger RNA of Gongylonema pulchrum, 536 nucleotides long. The record is from the annotation of a GenBank genome assembly. NCBI's taxonomy places the organism in Eukaryota, Metazoa, Nematoda, Chromadorea, Rhabditida, Gongylonematidae.